Molecule: messenger RNA, 829 nt
Organism: Apis florea (little honeybee)
Lineage: Eukaryota; Metazoa; Arthropoda; Insecta; Hymenoptera; Apidae
Cellular component (GO): membrane
Source: RefSeq, a predicted model, not a curated record
CAUGGAUUGGGCAAGGAUCGCGCUCGUCCUGUCGCGCCACGGGGAUCGGCGCGGCCGUUGCCUGGCCAUCUGCCUGUCCGUCGUCUGCGUGUUUUGCAUCGCGAGUCAGGCUAGCGCGACGGACGUCAACGGGACGAGGGACGAGGCCUCGGCGUUCCCGCCCGAUUGCUCGGGCGCGGACGCGUCUAAGAAUAUUUCUGUGUCUUGUUACGGGAUCAGGAUCGUGAGGAGGAUCGUGCAACAGUUUCUGGAGAGGUCGAGCCAGCAGCCCGACCUCGAGAUCUUCGACGGGGUCAGCCUGGUCGAGGUGGAGCCAACCUUGUCGAGGAAGGGCAAGCUGAUGAAGGGAUUCGGCAGCGUGGGAAGCCUGAUGCAGUUUCUGGAGGGGAGGGAGCUGAGGAUCAAACUGCCCGCCUUGUUGCCCCAAAAUCUCGAGGCCGCUCUCCAAGAGAGUUUGCCGGUCGAUCAAGCAAGACGAGGAAGCGGCGGAGGUUUCGGGGGCGGCGGCGGCGGCGGCGGCGGCGGGAAAGGCGGCGGUGGCGGGAUGAUGAUGCUCGCUCUCAUGAUGGGCAAGAUGAUGGCGGCGCUGGGAUUCGGCGCGCUCGGCCUGCUGGCAAUGAAGGCGUUGAUGGUGUCCGCGCUGGCCUUGAUGCUCUCCUUGAUCGUGGCCGUGAAGAAGCUGGCGAGCGGGCACGAGAGCGGCGGCGGCCACCACGUGGUGUACGCGCAGGACGUGGGCCACCACCAUUACCGGAAGAAGCGGUCCGAGGAGGUGGAUCUCCCUUACAGGGGAUACGCUCACCUGUUCGCCGACUCGAGGGUGUCCUGA